Heterostelium album PN500 is the source of this 2184-nucleotide messenger RNA. Its product is annotated as C2H2-type zinc finger-containing protein. Lineage: Eukaryota; Evosea; Eumycetozoa; Acytosteliales; Acytosteliaceae. The transcript has a single exon. The record is from RefSeq and is a predicted model, not a curated record. The coding region runs from base 1 to 2184 and encodes 727 amino acids.
AUGGAUGUCGAGAGUAGUACAACUGGUCAAUCAACAUCGAUGACCGCCGCCACCAAAAAAAUACGAAUCAUUGUAAAAUAUCAAAAUACAGAGAACUUUAUCAGUUGGUAUGGUACGACCAUUCCUUCGCAGACAAUCGAGGAUGCCAUUCGUACCGUUUUUCAAUUGCCAUCUGGUUCACGCCUUUUCCUCAAAGAUGAAGACGACGAUGUCGUUGCCAUCGCACCAACUCUACCACCCGGAGGUAGAUUCAACCUCUUUGUAGUGUUGGCCGCCGGUAGUUCAGAGUCUUCAUCCUCCUCCGCCUCCUCCUCAGCCGUCGCCACCUCCUCAGAACCAAACAAUCCAAUUUCUGUAUCUACUUCCACCUCUACCAAUGCCAGUAACAUUACAUCACCAAAAAUCACACCAUUGUCAUUGCCACAAACUCCGCAAACCAACAACAUCACUGAAAUCAAUAGCAACAACAACAACAACAAUAACAAUCAAGUCGAAUCACCUAAGUCCUCCUCUGAAUCACCAUCACAACAGACUUCACCAAAGUCAAUAAUCACACAAGAUCAACAAAUUGUUGAGGCAUUCCUCAAGAUUGCCAAUAGUCAGGUCAACAACAAAUCUGAUGAGAAACAACAUCAAUUGUCUGACUCUAGUGAAAUUACUCCGCCUUCUACAUCGUCAAACAACUUGGCAUCAUCGUCAUUGUCAAUUACCAGCAUCUGUAAUGAUGACAAGAUCGAGUUGAUCACCAUACCCACAACCUCCAACAACCCUGACGAUGCCGAUGCCAAGAACUCGUCAAAGCGCGACUCUGGUGAAGUCGAUUCCAACGAUGACGACGAAGACGAGAGGAAGAAGCGCAAGCGUAGAAAAGCCGUUGAGAUUGACCGUAGUUUCAAGUGUUCGAUGGCCAACUGCCAAAAGGUCUACGGAUCUGAGAAUGCAUUGAAAAUGCACAUCAAGUUGAAGCAUCCAGAAUACCAAUACCUGAUUAUGCAACAACAAAUGCCAUUACACCAAAAGCCACCACCCGUCAUUGUCAACAACAAAAUGUUGAACCAUGGAAACGGUAACAACAACAAUGCCAACGGAAACAACAACAUGCCAUUUAAUGCACUGUUUUCAAAUUUGGCUGCUGCCCAACAACAACAACAGCAACAACAACAACAGCCAUUCGGACCAAGAAUUGCUACUUCUCUACUUGUUCCAUCACGUAAUCAAAUGGUUAACAACAACAAUAGCAAUGGUAAUGGAUCGAGCAACAUUAACAACAUAAUCAAUGGUGGUAACAAUAGCAGCAACGGCAAUGGUAAGAAUCCAUUUACCAAUGGUAUUCCAGUGCCAGAUAUGAAUCCAAAGGAUAUCUUGAUGCUCUCUAAACAACAUGCUUCCAAUAACAAGAUCUUCCCAGGAGGUAUCAUCAAGCAACAUCUCACCAACUUUAUCAAGAAUCAUCAAGUGGAGCCAGAGUUAUUCCAACAAAUGUUGGCAGUUGCACAGCAUCAACAUCAACAAUAUCAGAUGCAACAACAACAACAUCAUCAACAGCAACAACAACAACAACAGCAACAACAAAAGGCAUCUUCAUUGUCUUCUUCUGCCUCUGUUAGCAAGUCGCCUUCUCCACCAACGUUGCCACAGACACCCACUCAGUCAUCGUCGCCACCCACACCAUUCAACUCACACUCACUGCAUAAUCUCGACCUUGAAAAGCUAAACAAAGAGUACUUUUUCAAUAUGUUGAACCAGCAGUCGCCAUCCUCUGCCUCCAGUAGUAACUCCAAACGCAACUCAUCACCAACACCUGCCAGUUCUUCAAGUUAUCUCGACGAUGACGAAGACGAAGAUUUCCUCUCGAAAUUCAGAAGCAUUAGCAGGAACAGUCCAAGCAUUAAUAAUAAUAACAACAAUCAUAAUCAUCAUCAUCAUAGUAACAACAAUAAUAAUAAUAAUAUAAGGAUAAAUAGCGAACCAUUAUCAUCGUUUAAAUCAAAUAACAGUUAUAAAGUAUUACCAUCGAAAUCAUCAUCAACAACAAAUCACUCUGAAGAUAAAGGUAAUUUAUCAUUCUUAGUAUCAGAUAACCGUAGUAGUAGUAGUAGUAAUAAUAGUAGUAGCAGCGGCAACCACAACAAUAAGAACGAUUCCAACAAUGCCGCUAGUCUCUUAUUAUUAUUAGAUCAAUAA